This is a messenger RNA of Salvia splendens (bonfire salvia), 2978 nucleotides long. RefSeq names its product linoleate 13S-lipoxygenase 2-1, chloroplastic. The record is from RefSeq and is a predicted model, not a curated record. Gene Ontology annotation, molecular function: oxidoreductase activity, acting on single donors with incorporation of molecular oxygen, incorporation of two atoms of oxygen; protein binding; metal ion binding. The transcript has 7 exons. The coding region runs from base 4 to 2874 and encodes 956 amino acids. NCBI's taxonomy places the organism in Eukaryota, Viridiplantae, Streptophyta, Magnoliopsida, Lamiales, Lamiaceae. Gene Ontology annotation, biological process: lipid oxidation.
UUUAUGCCACGUGUAAUGACAUGUUUUUCUUCACCAUCAUCUUCUUCUUGUUUCUCGGGUUAUCUCUCUGUGUUCAACUUCUAUAUAAAGAAUUCAAGAAGCCUAGCUCAGAAACAGACCAUCACCACUCAAAUUCCUUCUUGUAUCUACAAAUUCCCUCCCAAAAUGAUGCUAAGCAAAACCAACAAUUUCCUCAAAUCCCAUUGUUUAACAACUCACACCCUACCUCCAAAAUUACACAACCAAUUUCGCUCCGGUGAUGGAAAUGUUUCAUCUUCCAUUCCCAUCCCCCGUCGCUCUAAACCAACGAAUCUCCGGCUACGUCGCGCUUCCACCGGCGUAAAAGCCAGCUUGCUAACCCAAGUUAAGAAAUCAACUUCCGUUAAGGUGGUCAUCACCGUGAUCGAGACCGUAGGCGGCCCCCUCAGCCACCUCGGCAUCAGCCAGGGGCUCGACGGGCUAACCGACUUGCUCGGCCGAACCCUGCAAGUCGAGCUCGUUGCAGCAGAGCUCGAUGAGAAAACUGGAGAAGAGAAGCCCACACUACAAUCUUUUGCACGUAAAAGUGGGGAACAUGAGAAUGAGAUCUACUACGAGUCCAAUUUCGAAAUUCCAGAUGAUUUUGGAGAGAUCGGUGCUGUUAAACUUGAGAAUGAACAUCGUCAAGAAAUGUUUGUAAAGAACGUUGCAUUAGAUGGAUUCCCCUCUGGGCCUAUCAAUAUCCACUGUGAUUCUUGGAUUCAUUCCCAAUUCGAGAGUCCCGAGAAGAGAGUCUUUUUUUCUAACUCGUCAUACUUGCCAUCCGAAACUCCGAGUGGGCUAAGAAGAUUGAGGGAGAAAGAUCUGGUAGCUCAACGAGGAGAUGGCGAAGGAGAGCGCAAGGCCUCUGACAGGAUCUACGAUUACGACGUCUACAACGACCUUGGCGACCCAGACGCUGACAGUGAGUUGGCUCGCCCUGUUCUGGGUGGGCCCGAACAUCCCUAUCCUCGCCGCUGCAGAACUGGCCUCCCAAGAACUAAAGCAGAUCCAUUAUCGGAGUCUAGGACGGACGAAGUGUAUGUUCCACGAGACGAGGCCUUUUCGCAAAUAAAGCAAGCAACAUUCCAAGCAAAGACGGUCUACUCAGUGGUUCAUGCGCUGAUACCAUCGCUCAGGACAUAUGCCACCGACCCUGACCAAGGGUUUCCAUUUUUUUCAGCCAUAGACGGUUUGUUUAACGAAGGGGUCCAUCUCCCUGAUAUUCCGACCACCGGAUUCCUAGGAAAUAUCAUACCUAGGCUUGUCAGAUCAAUCUCUGAUGUUGGCAAUAGCGUCUUGCGCUUUGAGACUCCUGAGUUCGUUGACAGAGACAGGCUUGCGUGGUUUAGGGAUGCAGAAUUCGCUCGACAAACUCUAGCAGGAAUCAAUCCAUGUGCCAUACAGUUGGUCACAGAAUGGCCAUUGAAGAGUAAUCUUGAUCCAGAAGUGUAUGGACCGGAGGAGUCAGAAAUCUGCAAGGAAAUGGUGGAACAAGAAAUUCGAGGAUUUUGUACACUUGAGGAUGCAAUCAAAGACAAGAAGCUUUUCGUCCUAGAUUACCAUGAUUUGCUUUUGCCGUAUGUGGAAAGAGUGAGAGAGCUCAAGGGGACUACCCUUUAUGGGUCGAGGACGUUGUUCUUCUUGAUGCCAUCGGGCACUUUAAGGCCCUUAGCGAUCGAGCUGACCCGACCAAAGAUGGGCGACAAGCCCCAUUGGAAUAGAGUAUUCGUUCCAAGUUGGGAGCCUACAGGCAUCUGGUUGUGGAGACUGGCUAAAUCCCAUGUCCUCGCUCACGACUCUGGUUAUCAUCAGUUGAUCAGUCAUUGGCUAAGAACACAUUGUUGCGUCGAACCAUACAUCAUUGCGACACACAGGCAACUAAGUGCGAUGCACCCGAUUUAUCGAUUGUUGCAUCCCCAUCUACGAUACACGAUGGAGAUCAAUGCAUUGGCUCGUCAGGCACUCAUAAACGCCAAUGGGAUCAUCGAGUCUGCUUUCUCACCUGGAAAGUACUCCAUCGAGCUGAGCUCAGCUGCUUACGACCUUCUAUGGCAAUUUGACUUACAAGCGCUACCGGCAGAUUUGAUUAACCGAGGCCUGGCCGUGGAGGAUCCAAGCGCACCCCACGGCUUGAAGCUGGUGAUCGAGGAUUACCCUUACGCGAACGACGGUUUGCUUAUAUGGGACGCCAUCAAGGAGUGGGUUUCCGACUACGUCCCACACUACUAUACCGACGCCAGCCUCAUACAGUCCGACACCGAGCUACAAGCGUGGUGGACGGAGAUAAAAACGGUAGGGCACGGCGACAAAAAGGACGAGCCGUGGUGGCCGGAGCUCAAAACCCCGGACGACCUUAUCGGGAUCCUGACAACCAUCAUAUGGACGGCUUCUGGCCACCACGCGGCCGUGAACUUCGGGCAGUUCGACUACGGGGCAUACUUCCCGAACCGGCCCACCACCGCCCGUGUGCCGAUGCCGAUCGAAGACCCGAGCCCGGAAGGAAAGAAGAAGUUUCUAGAAAGGCCGGAGGCGUUUCUGCUGGAGUGCUUCCCAUCGCAGCUUCAGGCGACGGUGAUUUUGACGAUUUUGGAUGUGCUUUCGAAUCAUUCUCCCGAUGAAGAGUACAUCGGGGAAAAAAUUGAGCCUUACUGGGAAGAUAAUAAAGUGAUAAAAGCAGCGUUUGAGCGAUUUCAUGGGAAGUUGAUGGAGAUUGAAGGGAUCAUUGAUGCUAGAAAUGCGGAUUUGAGUUUGAAGAAUAGGUCUGGAGCGGGUGUGGUGCCGUAUGAGCUUUUGAAGCCGUAUUCUGGGCCUGGUGUUACUGGGAAGGGUGUGCCAAAUAGCAUCUCCAUUUAGAAGUCAUGUUAAUGUGCAUUUCUUGCCCAUUCAAUAAUGCAAGAUUGUUCAACCAAGUUUAAUCAAGUUCAAUCCAACUCAACCUAAUUAUCCAUUUUCUAAUA